Messenger RNA from Chara braunii, 925 nucleotides. NCBI's taxonomy places the organism in Eukaryota, Viridiplantae, Streptophyta, Charophyceae, Charales, Characeae. The record is from the annotation of a GenBank genome assembly.
ACGCCCGUGUAUGAUGAUGGGGAUAUAGAGCUAUUCCUGGACGAUUUUCGGGGGUAUGCCGAGCGUAUGGGUUGGACCAUGGAUCAGACGAUUGAGUGGUUGGGAGGAGCUGGGAGGUUCACCGAGGCCAUCGCACAGAUUCGUAAGGAGGCGAGGACGUGGCCAGAGGUGGAGGCGAGGAUGCAGGAGUUACGACCAUCGCCUGUAGGACCUGGCGGCAGAUCGAUCCGCCUAGAGAUCGGGAAUGUGGAGGAUUUCAUCCCCGCCUUCGAGAAGUUCAUGCACGAUCAAGGCAUAUUGAGGGAUGAGUGGGCGAGGACGUUACCCCUAUGGACCAGAAAGGCAGAGAGACCCUUGGCUAGGCAGAUCAGAGAUAUGGCUCGGGACUGGGAGAGUUACAGGGCACCUUUGAGAGAGGCAUUUCGACGACCAGAGCCACCUCAGCCUAGAGUCGAGAGACGCCUGAGGAGCAAAAGGCAGAGGGACCCUGAGUCCAGAAAGGCCAGGCCAUCUCGAGGGGGACGGAAAGCACUCGCCAGGCGAGAGGAGGAGUUGGUCCUCGAGACUGAGGGGCGAGGGGCAUACCCUGAGUGCGGAUUGGGGCCGGUGGAGUUCCAUCGCUUUACUGAGGGAGGGCUGGGAGAAUCUCCACAGCACACACGGGAGGAUAUGCCAGCAUCUGGAGCGCUGCUGCAGGAGUUGGAGGCACAUUUAGAUGUCUCACAGUGGAGAGUACCGCCGAUGAGCGAGGGGCGUGACGAGACAGCAGGGGAGGUGCCACGAGAGGAGGUCCAGGACCCUGAGCGAGGUCGAGUACUGAGAGGGGACAUGCUGUAGAGGAGGUGAUAGAGGUUGAGGAGGAUACUCCCCCUCAAACGUCGGCCGUGGGAUUGAGACUGGGGAAUACGCCAGAAGGCGCACACGG